Messenger RNA from Porites lobata, 4213 nucleotides. The record is from the annotation of a GenBank genome assembly. NCBI's taxonomy places the organism in Eukaryota, Metazoa, Cnidaria, Anthozoa, Scleractinia, Poritidae.
AUGGUCAAGAAAAAUGUAAAGAAAUUAACAUACUGGACUGGUCCUGUGAAGUCAACACGGAAAGGGAGAAAUUUCAAGAAAGAUCCAAAGAAGUUUGGCCCAAAAAGGGAAAUUACAGAAAAAGAUGAAUUUUUAUUGACUAUGAUGAAACUUCGCCUUGGGCCUAGAAAUGCUGACUUGGCUCAACGUUUUGCUGUCUUUGCUACAACAGUGACUAAUAUUUCUACUACAUGGGUCAAACUUUUAGCAAGCGAGCUGGGGUGUCUGAUUUAUAAUCCAUCAUAUGAAGUUUUUAGGAAAACAUUGCCUACAAAAUUCCAUAAGCCUGGUUAUUCGAAAGUAAGGCAUAUAAUAGCCUGUACUGAGGACUUCAUUGAAACGCCAAGUGACCGACUAAAGUGGUCCGACUAUAAGCACCACCACACUACCAAGAUAUUGUUGUCUAUAACCCCCAAUGGUGCUUUCAAUUUUGUUUCCAAAGCAUGGGGAGGUCGAACAUUAGAUGUGCAUGUUACAAGAGAGUCAGGAUUCUAUGAUAUUUUGGAACAGCAUGAUGGGGUCAUGGCUGACAGGGGCUUUACUAUUGCUGAGGAUUUACUUCUUCAACAAGCAAAGCUCCAUAUACCACCCGGCAAACGUGGCCAAAUCUAACAAUCGAGCUUUCUCAUUCGCAGUGGUUGCGAUCCUUUCUUCAGCAGUUGGUUGGACAAGAAUUCCCAUUUCCGAUGCUGCAAAUGCACGAGCAACCAGUUCUUGCUUCCUUACCGAAACGUUCAAGCCCCAUUGACGACAAUAAAGCUUCAGAGCGUCAGAAUGCCAAGAGUUCACUUCAUCGUAAGUUAGAGACUCCUCAGACCUCAUCCCAGCCGGUCAGAAAUUCUUGGCGUGAAAUCAUGACUUGUAAUGAAAUUUUUUCCCUCAAAAUUAUCCGGAAACCGUCACUUGAAACUUUAGACGUAUGUAGUUGAUUAGGAUUGGUAGUAGAUGAAUUAAAGACAGAGAAAUAAGACAAGAUUAAAGGUAAACAGACGCGAAGCCGAAACGAAUAUUCAGUAAUGGUGGAGAUUGGAGAGUUGGCGCCCACUUUUCUGGAGCGCCUAUCCUAUAAUGCAUUGCCUGAAAACCGCAAGCGGGAAACUCUUGAUGCUUGUAUUCGUCGGUGUUUAGGUCCGACGAAGAAGCGACUAAAGGAUCGAAUUGAACAAACUUAAACCCUCCUCCAACAAAAUGUUACUCUGGAUGAAAGUGAGAACAAAGCCAAUAAAUUACUCCUCAAGUUGGAAGGAAACCUCAAAUCUUAUCAAGAUCUACUGGAACAGCUACGAGAAGCAUCCAAAGAAGACGAAGCUAAAAGCCAGCGACUGGAAGAUGCAAUGGAGGAGUUCAGUAUUGUUGCGCUUGAUGAAGACCAAGCUAUUUGUGCUCUUAAAACAUUUCUGAUCGAUAUUGCUAAACGAAAAAAGGAGACAACUGAAAAGGAGGAAAACCAGAAGGAAAGAGUUCACGAAAGAGAACUUCAAAUGGAAAAACUUCAACAAGAGAAGGGCCUUCACCUCGCAAAACUUAACCAAGAGAAACAGAUUCAAAUGGACAAGUUGAAGUUGAAAUUCGAAGCUAAAAGGAAGUUGGCCCAAACUGAAAUGAAAAUGGAGAUCAAAAGAACAACUGCAGAUAUAGAACUCAAGAUGAAGCAGAAGUGGAACAAAAACGUCUUGAAUUGGAAAAAAAGUCUGGUGUUCCAAUUACUCGUCACACUCCCACUAUCAAGCUUCCCGAACUGGAACUUCAGAAAUUCAAUGAAAAUAUUUUGACGUGGCAAGAAUUUUUGGGUCUCUUUUGAGGCCUCCAUUCACAAGAAUCCAAACCUUCCAUCUGUGGACAAAUUCAACCAUUAAGAGCUGAAUUAGAAGGAGAUGCAAGUGUAGUUAUCUCUGGACUGGAACUAACACCAGCUAUAAAGUAGCUGUAAAUUUACUCCAAGAGAGAUUUGGAACAGAUGAACUCAUGAUGGAUGCUCACUAUGCUCACAAGAUAUCGACGACUUAAAGGAAGUUGCAAACGCCAUAGACGACAUGGACGAAGAACUUGAGGACAUCCAACAUGGCCUACAUAAACACGGAGAAAAAUUGGAAUAUCUCGACAACCAAAGCCGAAGAAAUAAUGUCCGUAUCGAUGGAAUUCCCGAAGAAGACAAUGAGAACUGGCUGAAUACUGAAACAAACAUGUGAAGGAGUGAAGGAAGUGCUUCAGGAAAAGCUACACUUGAGCUUUGAACCGGUGAUUUAGCAAGCGCAUCGCACUGGAACAAGAUCAAGACCAGGUGCUGCUGAUGGUAUCAACACAAGCCCAAGAACCAUAGUGUGUCGUUUACGUCAUUGGAAGCAAAAGGAUGAAAUUCUUAGAGCCGCCCGAAGGAUGAAACCGCCUGGUACAAGGAGUUAAGAAAUGCUGUUGAAAAAUGGGAUCAUCACAAGAUCAGUAAUUUCUGUGCGCAGAGGGAAAUCAAAUGGAAAUUUGGGAAAGAAUGGUCCAAACUACGAAGAGAGUGUUGAAGUCAUUACUGAAAGAGCAGAUCGUAACAGAUGAAGUACUUGCUAUUAUGAUACCCUUGUCACGCAACAGCGACAGUGACCUAGAUGAUCAGCCGUUGACCCCCAACCAUUUGCUACAUUUAUGUCCGACACUAAGCUUGCCACCAGGGAUGUUCAACAAAGAGGUUCUUCAUUCUAGGCAUGUGUGGAGACAAGGUCAGUACUUAAGUGGAGUGUUCUGGCGGAGAUGGUCUAAUGAGUACUUACCGACUCUUAUGGAAGGACAGAAAUGGAGAUCACCUAAAGGGAAUAUCAAGGUGGGAGAUCUAGUUCUACUUGCAGAUGAAAUAUACCCUUGUGGUGAAUGGCCAAUCGCACGUGUUUGGGAGGUAGUUGCUGAUGAUGACGGCUGUGUACGAGUGGCGAAAGUGAAAACCGCCUCCACGGUAGCUACCCAUGGUAAGAGACAGCGUAGCGGAGAGGCGAAAACUAGCACUGUUGUGCGUACAAGACCUGUCACAAGCUUGUGUCGUCUGGAGAUGGAAGACUAAGAAAGAUUAUUUCGUGAAAUGACCGUUUAUUAGCUAGAGAAUGUGGACUGUUGGAGUCGUUAGCCUUUGUUUGUAAAUAAAUUUCGGGCAAUUCACUUAGGAGCCGGUGUCGCUCCCGACUCCCCUUAGGAGUAAUUUGUUUGUUUAUCGUCACGUGACUCAAAAACAUUUUUACCUUGGUCGAGUUUAUUAUCGUGAGUAAGGAUAGUAUUUGAGUAUAUUCUACCUGUAUUAGCAUUUUGAAGCCGAACAGUUCGGUAAGUUAGCCUGUUUUUUCUACAUUUGAGAAUUGUUAUGGUAAUUUCGAGUGAUAUUUACCUAUGUAAUUUGCCAGAAAACCACAUACAAGCUUCUACGAACUGACCACGAGGUCUGCGCCCAAUGUCUUCAUUUGCUGUCGUUUGAGUACGAUUGUUAUCUACAAGUUGAUACAGGAUUUACAUUGUGCAAGUAGUGCGUUUUCGACUUUCGAAAUAUAGUUGGCUGAAAUUCUCCGAGUCUGCCGUGAUUCGAACUAACAAUUGUUGACUGACAUGUGACAUUUGAUAUGAUUGCAAAAGACCGCAUGUUAACCUUUAAGAAAUAAUUUUGAUGUUUACGGGUGUAAUUUUUAUGUAAUGUGCCUUUUGAUGUUCGGUAUUUGGAUGCCAAAACGUUUACAAAGCUUGGACAGAUGUGAGUGAACGUAAAACAUUUUGAUCGUAUUUUGUUUUCAUUUAGUCAUUUGCUAUUGAUUUUCCUUUCAAAAUUAGAAACAUGAUUGUAACUGUUUCUGUCGUAAUUUAAACAUUUUCCAAUCCUGAAUCUACCGAGCUUUCAAUGUUUCUGGUCCUUUAUGGUUAAUAUUGGAUUUCUCAACGGUCUAUCAUCUGAAGAUCUUUGAAAACUGAAGCAGUAUUGCUGGUGAGGAAUCAAUGGAAAAAGCAAAGAAUGUGCGUCAGGCAGCAAAGUCUGCGUUUACCCGAUCCCUCAACGCUGGGCGAAUGUUUCUGGAUUCUAGUCGCCUGGGAUUAGAAGUUCAGCACGUAUUUGACGAAGUUAAAGCUGCACACGACAAUCUCAUUGCCAGACACGAGGAAUAUAUAUAAUAAGUCUCUUAAUGAUGAAGAAUACCCUGAAGCCGAACAUUAA